AUGUCUCAGAGCCUGUCAGAAGUUAGACUUGAGGAUAAUGAGGUAAUCACUGAGAGCAAUGACCUUUUUCCAGGAAGCUCUGCCCAAACUGAGCUCCAUCUGGAGGCCUUGGGGAUGGAGCUUGUUUGCGAAAAACAGCCACAAAAAAGCCUGCCUUCUUCUCUUCCCAGACAGUAUGUGGUCCUGGGCCCCGCCCUGCUCCACACUGGGACCCCUGAGAAGGGCUACCUGAACGAGACAGUGUCUGUAAGUGCUUCCUUGGAGUCCAUCGGGAGCAACCAGAGCCUCUUCACUGACCCGGUGGUGGAAAAGGACUUCUAUCACUGCAUCUCCCUCACUCUCCCAAGGAUCUCAUCCUCCUCACAGGUGGCAUUCCUCACUGUACAGAUAAAGGGACCAACACAAGACUUUACGAAGAGGAACACAGUGCUGGUAAAGAAUGCUCAAAGUCUGGUCUUUACCAAGACAGACAAACCCAUCUAUAAACCAGGACAGACAGUAAAAUUCCAUAUUGCCUGUGUGGAUGAGAAUUUUCACCCCCUGAAUGAACUGGUGCCCCUUGUUUAUCUCUAGGACCCAAAAAGAAAUCGAAUUCGACAAUGGCAGAGUCUCAGGUUGGAGAGUGGCCUCCAACAGCUGGCCUUUCCUGUCUCGUCUGAGCCCAUUCAGGGUUCUUACAAGCUGGUGGUACAGAAGGAGUCAGGUGAAAGGAUAGAGCACCCCUUCACUGUACAAGAAUUUGUGCUUUCCAAGUUUGAGGUCAAAGUUCAGGUGCCAAACAUAAUCAGUAUCCUGGAUGAAAAGUGA
Messenger RNA from Lutra lutra (Eurasian river otter), 807 nucleotides. RefSeq names its product pregnancy zone protein-like. The record is from RefSeq and is a predicted model, not a curated record. NCBI's taxonomy places the organism in Eukaryota, Metazoa, Chordata, Mammalia, Carnivora, Mustelidae. The transcript has 6 exons. Gene Ontology annotation, molecular function: endopeptidase inhibitor activity.